Bactrocera oleae (olive fruit fly) is the source of this 904-nucleotide messenger RNA. The record is from RefSeq and is a predicted model, not a curated record. NCBI's taxonomy places the organism in Eukaryota, Metazoa, Arthropoda, Insecta, Diptera, Tephritidae.
AUCUUAAUUGUUUAAAUAAUUUUUACAGAGCUCUUGAUUGCAAUCGCUAGGAGAAUCUUUUGAAAAGUCACCAUGAACGUAAAUAUGGGCAUAUCACCUGGAAAUGUUGUGAUGUUCCCGUCAUUGGGAGAUGACGAUUUAAUGCCGUUAUAUACAAGUUUACAAAAUUUAUCUGAGGGCACCGCACAAUUGCGUGCAUCACUUUUGGCAUUUCAAAACGAACAAAUCAUCACUAAUAAUAAUUUUAUUAAUGACUACCAAGGCGGUUUGGAACCAAUGGAUAUUCCUUCAGCGGAUACAUUGUCAUUAACCGAACGCAAAAACGGUUUAAUUGUGAACGUGGGUAACCUGCUUAGAGAAUAUGGUGUUAUUCAAGAUCAGCUGAUCGGUGCAUUGAAAGUUUGGCAACGGAAGCAGACAUUAGCUGGCAAUGGUGCACCGUUUCCAACCAAUUUAGAUGGUAUACAGUUUGUUGUAGAGACCUUAAUGGAUCGCAUCACAGACAUUACUUUAUUUAUAAGUACUCUCUUGCAUUUGGAAGAUGAGCCAACUCUAAACGAGUUCUUGAAACAUGCACAGGCCUUACAUCAAAUACUCAUAGUUUCAACAUUCAUCGUCGAGAAGCAACCGCCGCAAGUGAAGAAAAAGGGGACAAAACUUUCGGCAACUGUGCGCUGGUUGAUCGGUGAUAAAUUGGGCAUUUACUUGAGCAAACCAGUUGUAAAAUGUGAAAUACUCUCAGAGGCUCUAGCAAAGCGACUUACAAUUGAGAAGCUUCCUAUGCCACCAGAGUGUAAUGGUAAAAUGACGGGAAAUGAGUGCCAAAUGGAAUUCGAUGCUAAUAAUCGGAGUUUUUCAGCAAAUUUUUCAAAUCUUAUAAUCAACGACAUCAAACGCUCCGAGA